GCGCAGAAACCUCCCCGACAGCUGUGCCGGCCGGCACGGCAAACGCUGCUGCAGGGCCUGGAGAGAGGCACCGCGGGGACCACGCUCCCUCCAGCCCCAGGGAGGCUCUGCCGGGCCCGCGCGUGCCAACGAAGCCUCCGAAUUGGGCUGAUCGGAGCGUAAAAAGGCAAAGCAGACUGAAGAUGGGCUGAGCUGCUUGGCCCAGGGGGCGGCCCAAAGACUAAUCAGAGGCCAGUAACUAGCAGCGUACCACGGGGGUCAGUACUGAGCCUGCCUCUGUUCAACAUCUCCAUUAACGUUCUGGAUGAUGGGGCAGUGUACUUGAUACGUUUUCAGAUGAGAAAACUGGAAUGAGUGGCUAAUGUGGCAGAGGGUUGUGCUGCCAUCCAGAGGGACCUGGACAGGCUGGAGAAAGGAGCUGGCAGGAACCUCAGGAAGUUCUGCAUGGAGAAGUGCAAAGCCCUGCCCCUGGGUAGGAACAACACCAGGACAUCCCAGGGGCCACCUGUCCAGAAAGCAGCUAGGCAGAAAGCGACCCGGAGCUCUCCUAGAGGGCACCAGGCUGAACAUACACCAGCAAUGUGCUCUCGACUGUAAAGAAUGCCAACGGUAUUUCUGGGCUGCGUUAGGCAAAGCAUUGCCAGCAGGUAAAGGAGGGAGGUGAUCUUUCUCCUCUGCUCAGCACCAGUAAAGCCACUCCUAGAGUGCUGCAACUGGUUCCGAGCUUCCAAGUACAAGAGAGACAUGGACAUACUGGAGACAGUCCAAUGAAGGGCUACAAAGAUGAAGGAUAUGGUGCAUUCUGCUAUGAGAAAACGCUCUGAGGAGAAGAGAUGGCUCAGGAAAGACCUUAUCAAGGUCUAUAAAUACCUGAAGGAAGGGUGCUAAAGAGGACAGAGCUGGGUUUAACAAACCCAGCCUUAAAUUCAGUUCUAAAACCACUCCACUCGUUUGGAUUUUUCUGCCACACUCCGACAAUGUAGUGCUUUGGGACUGUACCUUGAUUGAGCAGUUUCGUUUUCUAAGAGGACAGUAUCAGUCAACAUUUAACUCUCUGGUCCUUAACAUGCUAGUCCUUAUUUCUAACCAAGAAUCCUAAGUUUUGCUUAUCGUCCCCACUUAACCUGGGAAUUCCUUUGACCACUUCUCCCAGCAGCACUGUUCAUGGCAUGUUUUGCUCCACUUACCGGUCAGGGUCUCUGUGCCAAAGAUGGAUGUCAUUCUGACGUAGCACACUGCUUUUGAUUGAAGCAGGAGUUUCUCAGUACGAGGACUAAGCCUACAGACCUAUGGCCAUGUUAGAAAUAAAACAUUCAUGCAUUCAUUUUGGGCGCUCCCUAGGCCAUUCUUCCCUCACAUUCCUAAAAGCACAAUGAGACAGUUCUUCAUAUGGGAUACUUACUAUUCUCACUCUCAUUGAAGCUUAAGUUGUUCAACGCAGAAAAAAAAUGUUUUGAAGACUGAAUUUGCUCUUGGACUGGAAUAAAGUAUGAAGAAAGCAAACUGGCUGUAAAAUCCAGUAUUAUGCCCUCCUGACAUUGGCAAGCAAGCUUUUCUCCUGCCACUCCACCCCCAAAUAUUCCCUAAUGCUCUGGACACGAGCCACUCCUCCUAGGUCAUCCCAAGAUCCUGGCUGCUAUCUUUUCUCUUGGGAAGGGAGGGGGGCGGGAAGCACACCCUCCUGCCCUCUUUAGUCUCCACCCCUUUCAGAGGAGUUUUAAGACGGGAGCUGAUCAGAAAGAUCAUAACAGAGACGUGGAAAACAGAAAGAGGCUGGUCUGGGAAAGAAAUCAUCAGCAGAAAAUAGGAGAGAAAAAAAGCAAAAAAAGAUAACUUGAGAUCUGGAGAUGAUGUGGAAAACACUCCAAUAUCUCCUCCUGCUGAUGGGAGCAAUCACAAUUACUCAGUGCCAGGGCUGGCACAUGCGUUACAAACGGGGAGCCAGAUCUAGAGCCAUUUGCACAGACUAUUCAUCUGGAGAAAUAUACCAGCACAAGGGGAGCUGGCUGAGGCUCUCAAGGAGCCGAAUAGAGUACUGUAGGUGCGACAGCGGUCGGAGUCGCUGCCACACUGUUCCCAUCAGAGCCUGCACUAGAAAUAAAUGCUACAAUGGGGGCCAGUGUUCACAGGCAUAUUACUCCCCACAGCUCUUCAUCUGCCAGUGCCACCAAGGUUUCUCUGGGAAGCAGUGCGAAAUAGAUACUGAAGUUAAGUGCUACAAAGAUGCUGGAGUAACAUACAGGGGCACGUGGAGCAGGACAGAGAGUGGAGUUGAAUGCUUGAAUUGGAAUAUUGAUGGUUUGAUGGACCAGACGUACAGCGGCCAAAGAAAGGAUGCUGCUGAGCUGGGAUUGGGCAAUCACAACUAUUGCAGAAACCCAGAUGAAGACUCCAGACCCUGGUGCUACAUCUAUAAAGGGGGAAAGUACAUCUGGGAAUACUGCAGUGUACCCUCCUGUUCAAAAGUUGGGAACAACAACUGCAAAACUGGAAGAGGCACGGAUUACCGAGGCAGUCACAGUGUUACCAGUUCUGGAGCUACCUGUCUGAGGUGGAAUUCUCAACUCAUUGUCAGCAAGCUAUAUACUGCAUGGAGAAGAGAUGCUUACCAGCUAGGCCUUGGCAGUCACAAUUUCUGCCGGAAUCCUGACAAUGACAACAAGCCCUGGUGCCACGUACUGAAAGGAAAUCAGCUCACAUGGGAGUACUGUAACGUGCCUACCUGUUCCACCUGUGGCACACGGCAGCAUAGAGUACGCCAGUACCGCAUAAAAUUUGGCUCCCGUGCAGACAUUGAAGCUCACCCAUGGCAAGCUGCCAUCUUUGUGAAGUAUCGCCGAGUACCUGGAGAGCACUUCCUUUGUGGAGGAAUUCUGAUCAGUUCCUGCUGGGUUUUGUCAGCUGCUCACUGCUUCGAGGAAGGCUUUAGUACUGAUCAGCUGAAGAUUGUGCUGGGCAGGACUUCACGAACAACUCCUGAGGAGAAUGAACAGAACUUUCAAGUGAAGAACUACAUUGUGCAUCAGAGAUUUGACUCCGAAAAUUAUGACAAUGACAUUGCUCUGCUGCAGUUGAAAUCUGAUACAAAAGACUGUGCUAUUGAAACAGACGCUGUCCGUGCUGCCUGCCUCCCAACACCAAACUUGCAGCUGCCUGACUGGACUGAAUGCGAGAUCUCUGGUUAUGGCAGAAAUGAAGAAUUUUCUCCCUUCUAUUCAGAGCACCUGAAAGAAGGGCACGUCAGACUAUUUCCAGCUAGUCGGUGCACAACACAGCAUCUAGACAACCGGACAGUUACAGACAAUAUGAUAUGCGCAGGAGACACGAGGAAUCUUGAUGAUGCCUGCAAGGGUGACUCUGGAGGGCCUCUGGUCUGCAUGAAGGAUGAUCGAAUGCAUCUAAUUGGAAUCAUCAGCUGGGGAAUAGGUUGUGGUCGCAAAGACAUACCUGGCGUUUAUACAAAUGUGAAUCGUUAUCUUGACUGGAUUCAGAACAACAUGAAAUCCUGAAGAAGAAAAAUGAACUAUCCACAAUCUUGUGACCAUGCCCUUGCAAAUUCCUUUGAGGUGUUUUAAGGAUAUUAACAGGGCAUCCUGGUUGCCCAGAUGCUUAUGUCUGUCUGUGAAAAAGGAAGACCCAUGCCAUGUGUGGUAAGGUCACAUUCUCAAAUUACUCCCUUUUCCUCACCACAGGUUAUCAGAAGCAGAGUGCUUCCCCUCAUCCCCCUUAUAUCUCCAAGCUUUGUCGUUUCAUCAGUCUCAUGUGUACAAUUGAAAACAAACAUUGGCUUGCAAAAUUAAAGCUAUAUUGUUUGGGGAAUGGGAGUGAGCAGUAGGCAAAGGGGACAGAUUUCAUUUCUUGAAGCUUUCAUCUCCCUCUUUUGAGGGAACAGGACUCAAACAUUGUCAAGGAUGCUCAAUGACACAUGGACAUACGUCUUCCAUAACACUGCCCCAGGGCAUAUAUGAACAUUAUUUCACAAAGGGGAUUAUUUAUUAUUCAAAUUAAUUUCCACAAACCCCUUCUCCUCUGCCUCCCCUUGGGGGAAUAUUAAUUUUCUAGCAUUUAAAGCAUGGGACAGAGAAAAGUUUCUCCCUUUGAACAAGGGGCCAGGAAAGAAAGUUUUGUGAUCUCAUGUGGAAUAACAAGAACAUGUUUUAAAAGUGCAAUGGAAAGACAUGUACUUUCUUAUCCAAAACACAGCUGCCUGCAUUGAGGUGAAUCCUUGAAGGGAGUCUUGAGUUUGAGCCCUUACUUUGCACAGAUUCUUUCUAGCUCAGGUUGUUCCCAUUUGGGACUCACAGAGCAAAAAGAACAUAUUGUGUAAUAACCACUUCACAAACACACUGCAGUAACAUUUUUAUUUUUAUUUCUUUUUUUUUUUUUUGGGGGGGGGGGAAAUGAAUAAUCUUCUGAUGUAUUUGUCUAUACAAUUCUGAAUUUCAUUUUAUUCUUUUUAAUACUACGCAGGUAUUUUAAGCUGUUCUGUGCUUGUCUGAUUUAACAAUAAGCUUUCCACCACUGUAAGAACAACUGACAGGUCUAAACUCGUCCACUAAAAUAUUAGAAUCUACACUUACCCACUGAAUUUACAACUACACUCUGAUUAACACAGGAUCAAAAAUGGAUUUGCAAAUAAAAAUGUUAUUUCUUA
This is a messenger RNA of Anas platyrhynchos (mallard), 4654 nucleotides long. RefSeq names its product plasminogen activator, tissue type (gene PLAT). Gene Ontology annotation, cellular component: extracellular region. Gene Ontology annotation, biological process: platelet-derived growth factor receptor signaling pathway; smooth muscle cell migration; plasminogen activation. Gene Ontology annotation, molecular function: serine-type endopeptidase activity. The record is from RefSeq and is a predicted model, not a curated record. Lineage: Eukaryota; Metazoa; Chordata; Aves; Anseriformes; Anatidae.